This is a messenger RNA of Hyalella azteca, 3090 nucleotides long. Its product is annotated as peroxidase. The record is from RefSeq and is a predicted model, not a curated record. Gene Ontology annotation, molecular function: heme binding; peroxidase activity. Bases 176 to 2680 code for a protein of 834 amino acids. Lineage: Eukaryota; Metazoa; Arthropoda; Malacostraca; Amphipoda; Hyalellidae. Gene Ontology annotation, biological process: response to oxidative stress. The transcript is spliced from 15 exons.
CAGAAUAAUUCCGUUAAUUCGACUGGAAUCAUCAUAUGAUUCAGUCACCUAGACUCGUAGAGUAUGUGCUGUUCUUAAAACUCAAUUCAAUAAUUGUCCAGAAAUUACCGAGCAACGAAAGUCAAUAUAUACUUCCUCACAACAAUAAUUUCUGCGCAGUUAACGAAGAGCAGAAAUGCGCAAGUACCGUAUAUUUUGGGUGCUGCUGGCGGCUUUUCUGACGCUGCAGCGAAGCUCGGCCGAGCCUGGCCCUGAGGUGCUUGCUGAGCAGCAAGGCUCGGCCGAUCCUGGCCCUCUGGUUGUCGCUGAGGACGAGUCGUGCAAGUCUAAAGUGAACGACUCGGAACUCCCCAUACAUCGGGCAAUCCGACAGAUCAGUUUCCCCGGCAUCAGCGAGGGCGGUCGCCGUCCAGGUCGGCCCCAGGGAGGGGGAGCCGCCCCCGUGGGCCAGUGCGGGAACUGCGUGCCCAUCGUGGCGUGCGCCCCGCUACUGGAGCAGGUCUCCACCACCUGCCAGCUCCCUGACGCGGGACUCGGCGUCUGCUGCCCAGUUCUUCCCAAGCCGAGCGUGGGACAGGGCGACAACAGACUCUUCACUUUGCGUCGUCAGCAAGUCCAGAUGAGAAAUUUGUCUCCUCACGAAGUUAAUUCGGCUUGCCAGAAAGGACUCAGUUUCCUCGGUCAAGUUACUGACCUCGAAUCCCAGCUCAUCGCGAAUAACCUCGUCUUGCCUGUCGACACGCCGGCUCACGGGCACCUCAAGUUCUUCAGAGUGACGCGUACCGCGCGUCAGGCAGACUUGGCAGCGCAGCAAGUCAACCAGGCCUCUCGAUCAUUGCUCAAUGAAUUCCGGUUGAGUCCAGCUCAAGGUACCCAUGGCCUGCGUCAGUUCCCGGUGCGUAACAGCAUCCUCGCUGACAACUGCCCACGGGCACCUCCGUGUAAUCCUCGAGCAAAGUACAGAAGUAUUGAUGGCACUUGCAACAACUUGGAGAACCCUUUAUAUGGCAAGAGCGAAACAUCCUUCCAGAGGGUCAUGCCUCCAGUAUACGGCGAUGGUGUGAGUUCGCCGCGCACGAGAUCCGUGACAGGCUCCGAGCUCCCCCUCGAGCGCGUCGUCGCCAGCAACAUUCUCGUAGACCGCGACGACCCUGACCGAGAGUUCACGCUCUCCGUUAUGCAGUGGGCGCAGUGGAUCGACCACGAUCUCACCCACGCUCCCUUUGCCAGUCUCCCCAAUGGUCGGGGCAUCGACUGCUGCCCUAAUGGGCGGGAAGCGACUGGACCGCAACGCCACCCUCAAUGCUGGCCUAUCAGGAUCCCACGGGAUGAUCCCUUCUACGCCCCGAGGGGCAGGUCGUGCAUGAACUUCAUCAGAAGCAUGUUGGGCCUCGACCAGGAGUGCGCUUUUGGAUAUGCUGAGCAGAUGAACCAAGUCACGCACUGGCUUGACGGCUCCAACAUCUACGGGUCCACGAUCGACCAGUCGCAGCGUCUGCGUAUGAACCAAGCUGGCCUCAUGCGCCUCAGCAACGGAGGCCUUCUGCCUCUUGACCCACGGAGCGGCGGUGAUUGCGAAGCUCGCCAGCGAGGAGCUUUAUGUUACCACGCCGGUGACUCUCGCGUAAACGAACAGCCUGGUCUGACUGCGAUCCACACGCUCUUCCACCGCGAGCACAACCGCGUGGCCCGCGGCCUCCAGCAGAUGCAUCCUGGCUGGUCGGAUGAGGCUCUCUUCCAGGAGGCUCGAAGGAUCGUCGUCGCUGAAGUGCAGCACAUCAUUUUCAACGAGUGGCUACCCAUCAUCGUCGGUCAAAAUUUCAUGCAGUCGUUCGGGUUGAAUCCUCUGCGGACCGGUUACAGCUUCGAUUACAACUUCAACAUUAACCCGAACAUGAACAACGAGUUCGCCACUAGCGCAUUUAGAUUCGGGCAUUCACUCGUACAAGGCAUCAUCAACCUUUAUGAUGCCAACGGCCGCAUCUCGACCAUCCGCAUGCGUGAACACUUCAACUCGCCGCACAUUUUCCAGACGGUACCUGGGGUGAUCGACAUGUUCUCGCGCUCCUUCACCCAGCAAGCUAUUCAGAAGUUCGAUUCGUUCGUCACUAAUGACCUAACAAAUCAUCUCUUCCAGACGCCUCAGCAAAACUUCGGCAUGGACCUGAUGAGCCUGAAUCUUCACCGAGGACGUGACCACGGCGUGGCGCCCUACAACGCCAUCAGGGAGGUGUGCGGUCUCCCGCGCGCUCGGGACUUUGCUGGCUUCAAUGACCAGAUCCCCAGCGACAUCGUCGCCAGACUGAGCCAGAUUUACGCGCACCCUGACGACGUCGACUUCUUCGUGGGCGGCAUGUCCGAGAAGCCCGUGUCUGGGGGGCUGUUGGGCUGGACGUUCCUGUGUGUUGUGGGCGACCAGUUCGCGCGCGCCAAGAAGGGAGACAGAUUCUUCUACGAUGUCGGUGGUCAGCCUGGGUCCUUCUCCGAAGUGCAACUGCAAGAAAUUCGUAAGGCUUCUUGGGCUCGAAUUCUGUGCGACAAUUCCGACAACUUGGACGGGGUGCAGCCUCUCGCCUUCCGCUUGCCGAAUCAGAGCUUCAACAGUCCAAGGUCCUGUAGAGGUAACGCUAUUCCUCGCGUCGACCUACGGGCUUGGGCGAACGAAAUUCCGCAGGCCUAAUGGAACUAUAACGUUGAAAUGGAAUGAAAUUAUAGCAUGAUGAUGUUUCAACUGUGUAUAUCUCAGGCAAAUGGCGAUUCUCUAUUAUUGCAGAAGUUGCAUAAUAAUGAAACCUUUCUAUUUGAGAGGAAUGAAAUGGUGGUAUGAUGCUGUUGUCAACGGUGCAAAUGUCAGGCAAAUGAUGAUCGACUUUUAUCGAAUAAUUUAUACAAAUAUAUAAAACCUAUUAAUUGACAUAUUUGCUGAUCUAAGCCGACGUGAGAUAAGAUACAAAAUGAACAUUUUUCUACGUCACUCAUUCGACGAGUCGAUUCACUGUUAAUUUUUAGGUGCUGACAAAAUACGCAAUAUAUUCACUGAUUGCGUAAUUUUUACUCGUAUUUUACUCCAUUAAACUGCUUUACUCUGAC